This is a messenger RNA of Rhodamnia argentea, 1105 nucleotides long. Its product is annotated as protein SRG1-like. NCBI's taxonomy places the organism in Eukaryota, Viridiplantae, Streptophyta, Magnoliopsida, Myrtales, Myrtaceae. The record is from RefSeq and is a predicted model, not a curated record. The transcript has 4 exons. The coding region runs from base 1 to 957 and encodes 318 amino acids.
AUGGUUUAUGAAACAGACAGCGAUGUUCCAGCUACAUUCCCAGUGAUUGAUAUCAGCCUUCUGUCCUCAGAAGAUGAACUUCAGAAGCUCAGUUCAAUUCUCAGCUCUUGUGGAUGCUUCCAGGCUAUUGGUCACGGAAUACCGGUUGAAUUUCUUGACAAAGUGCGCGAAGUUGCUCAACAGUUCUUUGCGUUGCCAGAUGAAGAGAAACAGAAAUGUUUAAGAGCUCCGAACGAGGCUGAAGGGUAUGGAGAUGACUUGGUAGUAUCUGAUGACCAACUUAAGGACUGUUGCAAACGCUUGAUACUUGGAGUAUUUCCUGAACAUCAAAGGAGGAUGAAUCUUUGGCCUGAACAACCUACCGAUUUUGGUGAAACCUUGCAUGAGUAUGCUCUCAAGAUAAGAUCGGUGAUCAAUGGCCUUUCUAAGGCGAUGGCCAGGUCGCUCAAAUUGGAAGAGAACAGCUUUUUGAAUCAGUUUGGAGACUGCCCAGCAAUGGGAGCAAGGCUCAACUUCUACCCGCCGUGUCCCAGGCCAGAAGUUUUUGGCGCCAAAGCUCAUUUAGACAGAUCGGGAGUCGCAGUUCUUUUGCAGGACAAAGAAGUGGAAGGCCUCCAAGUCCUCGUGGAUGGAACAUGGCACAUGGUUCCUGUUAUCCCUCACGCUCUCGUCGUCAAUCUGGGUGGUCUGAUGCAGGUAAUGACAAAUGGGAUGUUCAAGAGCCCCUUGCACCGAGUAUUGUCAAACGCGACCAAGUUCAGAAUGUCGGUCACUGUGUUUGAUGAGCCUGAGGAAGAGAGAGAGAUCGGGCCGGUCGAUCACUUAGUCAACCACACGAGGCCGAGGUUAUAUAGAAGUAUCAGGAACUUUGCUGCUUUCAACUACGAGUGCUUCCAGAAAGGAAAGAAUUCGCUCGAGGAACUGAGAAUUCCACUCAUUCCAGAAUUUGCUGGAUAGGAUGCAUGUUGGCGUCCAUGGCAUGAAACUCAGUGAUAGUUUUGUUGUAACCUAAAUAAGUGGACAAUGCGGACACAAGAUGCUCAGUAUUAUUGCGGUUUCCUAAGUAGAUUGGAAUCAAUAAUGCCGCAGAAUAAUUGUUUCAGAA